UGAUGACUGUGUUGAAGAAAUUUUACAGGAAAUGACUCACACUUGGCCUCCACCAAUUUCUGCUGUCCACACACCUGGCAAAGUGGAAAAAAACAGGUUUCUGUUCACAAACAAGGACUCCCAGCAUGUUUCUACAAGACACAGCAAUCAAAGAAAAGAUGAUGCUGAGCCAAAGAAUCCUGAAGACUGUACAUUGCAUACAUUAAUGCUAGAAGAUGACCUAAAAUUAAGCAGUGAUGAAGAGGAGAAUGACCAGCAGGCAGCACAGCAAUCUGCUCUCCGGGUUCUAUCUGACAGCAGCAGCCCUGCUAACCAGCAGUCCAGUUAUAGAAUUUUGGGUGUCUCUAACAAGGGUUCAAGCAGCAGUUCAAGUGAAUCGGAGAGCAGUUCCGAAUCUGAUUCAGAGACUGAAAGCAGUUCCACAGAAAGCAACUGCAACAAGCAAUCACAUUAUUCCAGCCCAGAGCCUGAACAGCCAUCUCCUAACAAGUGGCAGUUGGAUAAAUGGUUAAAUAAGGUUAAUCCUCAUAAAGCUUCUGCUUUGAACCAAAAUGGAUUGGAGGUCUUUCAGUAUUACAGCAAACUAAAAGAAGAAAGGCAAGACAGUGAAAAUGUACCUCCUGUUGACCAAGCCAGUCUCCAGGAAAAAGAUAUUAAGAAUCUUAGUAAAGAGGAACUGAGAUCUAGGACAGCUAACUUAGCCCCAGGGCAGAGAGGAGGAAAGCAAAAACCACUUCCUUCUGCUGCUACAAAGUCAGUAUCUAAAAAACAACCAAGGAGGACAGAGAGUAGCCUGGCUGGUGAUAACUUAAACAACCAUGCAGCUGACAAUCUUGAUUUGAACCAAAUUCAUUUGGCAAAUAAUAACAUUUGUAAUCAGCCCAAGUCUAGGCCUUGUAGCAGCAACAUUGAACAACAAAAAGAACCACAGUCUGUUACUGCUUCUGAAAAGAGACGCACAAGAGGCUCGGGGAAAACAGCGCCCAAGUCCAAGGAAUUUAUUGAGACAGAAUCUUCAUCUUCAACUUCAUCUGACACAGAUUCCCAGUCUGAACAAGAGGAGUGUCCUUCACCCAAACUGCAGACUGCGGCUUCAGCAUCAGCUGGAAGUGAACAGAAACAAAAGAAUUCUAGCAAUAAUGGUUACAAAACAAACAAUAAUUGUGGUGCCUUUGGUUCCAUCAACACCAGAACUAGCAAUGAUAUAGCAAAAGAGCUGGAAGAACAAUUCUACACACUGGUUCCUUUUGGUAGAAAUGAGCUUUUGUCUCCUCUAAAAGAUACUGAUGAUGUCAAAGCACUUUGGGUCAAAAUUGAUUUGACUCUGCUCUCCAGAAUCCCUCAGCAAUUACUUGAGGAGCCACUGAUCAUGAAUACAGGAGUUAAAGAAGCUGUACGAAUGCAACAUAACAUUGCUGCUGACCUGCCAGCGGAAAAAGUGGUUCCUAAAUCCAGAAGAAAACGAAAGUAUGAAAAUCAGGAUGAAAACAGAGAGACUAAGAAGAUUCACACUGAGCAAGAAUGUUUCUCCAAUUUACUUCCUUCAGCCCAAGUUAUUUCUUCACCAAACCAUUUCAAAAUCAUUAAAAAAAGUUUGGCAACAUCAAUAAAUAAAAAUGAGAAAGUGCUUCAGUCAUCUAGUUCUCCCUUCUCUGAUGCAUCAAAGUAUAAUUUCUGUAAUGAUGAUUUAACUUCUAGCAAGACAAAUGGUAGCAACCCUUCGUCUUCCACAAGCUCAAGAAGAAAACACAAGAAUGAGAUUAGAUCAUAUCUACAUCCUGGAGAUUUCAGUAAAGCCAUCUAUAUCAAUUCAGAAAAUACUCUGUUCUGCAACAAGACACAGUGCCAAAAAGAACCAUGGUCAUCUAUAUUGACUGUGCCCAAAACCUGUAGGAAAUCAAAACUCAUAGUUAAUGAUGGACUGCACAAUUUAGAUUAUUUUAUGCAGGAAGCUAAAAGAAAAAAGCAUAAAGCGGAUGCAAUGGUGGAAAAAUUUGGCAAGGCACUGAAUUAUGCUGAAGCUGCAUUAUCAUUUAUUGAGUGUGGAAAUGCCAUGGAACAAGGACCCAUGGAAUCAAAGUCCCCGUACACAAUGUAUGCAGAAACUGUGGAGCUCAUCAGAUAUGCUGUGAGACUAAAAACCCACUCAGGUUCCAGUAUGACAUCAGAAGAAAAACAAUUAACAGCAUUAUGUUACCGCUGUUUGGCACUUUUGUACUGGAAAAUGUUUCGACUCAAAAGAGACCAUGCUGUAAAAUAUUCAAAAGCUCUCAUUGAGUAUUUCAAGAAUUCAUCUAAAGUUGUUCAGGCACCAUCUACCUGGAAUAUUAAUGCAAAGUGUACAGGAACUCCUCCCAUAUCACCCAGUCUGUCUCCGCUGAGCUCAGUUGGGAGCACCGGAGCUCCUUCCCCUUCCUCCAUCAUCAGCAUUCCUCAGCGAAUACACCAGAUGGCAGCCAACCAUGUUAGUAUCACUAACAGCAUCUUACACAGUUACGACUACUGGGAGAUGGCUGACAAUGUUGCCAAGGAAAACCAAGAUUUCUUUAAUGAUUUGGAUACACUGAUGGGAGCUAUCACAUUGCACAGCUCUAUGGAGCAUCUGGUUCAAUAUACACAGCAAGGCCUGGACUGGAUAAGGUGUAGUGCUCAGUUAUCCCCAUGAUGAUUCUCCUCACCUGGAUACUAAACUCACAGUAUGGAUAAUUCAGUUAUUCUAGACACUGUGCUACAGAAAUGUUCAACUGCAGCAUUGCUUCAAACACAAUGUGAAUAUUGUGUUAACAUUGGACAAUAUUGUUUCAGAAAGCAAGGUCUGUGUAUAUUAUGCAAAUUUGUCUUUUCUGAGCCAUUGUUCUUUUAAUUAUCUCUAAAUAUCACUUCCUUAGGAAGAAAAUUAAGCAUAGCUACAUUAGAAAAACUUUCUCAAAUACAGAUACACACUCCUCCAAUAUUUAGAAAGCCAAACCUUAAUUUUAUGGAUUGAUUUAUUCAAAUGAAAUGUAGUACCUGUUGCUAGUAAUCUCAUAGAGCAAUUUUUCUCAGUAUCAAUAGAUCUCUAUGUCACGUUUAUAAAGAGGGGCUUAAUGAAUGAUUAAGGACAGCCUCCAUGACAAAUUCUGGGUAGAAUAAAACAUUCUGUAUUUUACAUUUUAAAAGGAACUAGUGGCCAUUGACUUUGCCAGGCAAUACUUUGGAUACCAGUUUGCUUGCAGACUGACUCACCUUCUUCCCAUCAUCUUAUUAAAUAGUAGGCUUGAAAUUGGGAGCAUUAGCAAUUUUGGCGCUCCAGCAUAAAUUGCCUUCAAAUAUGCAUUUUUCUACAGAUUUGUGGGACAUAUGAUAUCAGAAAAAUGAUGCAACAUUGAAAUUAUAAGUAUGUCUGUUACUUGCAACUCUGAAACAAUUAUCCUUGUGAGUGAAACAGUAUGUAAAGCAUCUCCAGAUUAAAAUUCUGUAGCACCAUUACGAGCUUGAUCAAACUAUAAGUUGCCCCCUGUCCAUCCUCAUGAUGGAUCCAAGUGCACAGAGAAGGACUGCAACCUUUUGUGCUCUUAAACAGCAGCAAUGUUCAGUAUUUAUUCUUGAAAACUUGUUUUUUAUAAACCCAGAUUAUACUUUUGCAAAUAGUUUAUUAAGCACAAACGUAUUUUUAAAGAGUAGAAAAAGGAAGAGUGAUUGUAUGCAUCAGAACAAAACUUUGUGAAAGUGUUAAUUUGUAUGUAGAAUAGCAUUUCAAAGCCAGCUAUAGCUGAUUCUGCCCAAAUCCAAAGCAAAAGAGCAUUUUAUUAUACCGUUUAAAAUAACAGCUUAUUUGUAAUAUGUUUCCCUUUUACUGUAUCUAGCAAUUACAUUCAGUUCUUCUAUUUUGCAGAAAACUGCUUUAUUAUCAUGCUCUUCGACACAUCAGAGGGCUCUAUUAAGACUGAUUCAUCUGCGGCACCUGAUGGAUCCACUUGGAUUCCAGAAAGUGCUUGGAGAAAUCUCUGAAUCUUUGGUGGACAGGUCAUCCAAGGCUUUGGUCCCUUCCUGGAAUGAGGGAACUUCACUGGCCUUAGAUAAGGAUUGCACCAAAAAGCCACUUGAUACACACUGAUCUUAGUGAGCUCUUUGGUUUUCAUUUUCAGAUGCUCUGAAAAAUGAAGCAUUAAAAGAGACACCUAAAGCCUACUUGAGAAAGACAGAGAAUAGAUCCAAUCAAACACUUUUACAAGCCUAUAUUAGAACUUAGGUUGUGGCACUAAGGGUGGCAAAAUGUAAUUAUUUUCUGCACUUAUUGCAUUUACAGAAUGCAAUCUAGUGGUCUUUUGUAAAAUGAUUACAGAGUUUUCUAUAAAGUGAAAGAAAAGCAUUCUGAAGAUGCAUAUUUCUGGGACUGUCCUUCUCCUUUUGUUUUCUAGUAAGUAACCAAUAAAAUUUGACAAAGUUAGCACACACUAUGUUGUAGCUGUGAAAUUUUGUCACCUUGCCAUAGGUACAACUUAUUUAUAGCUGUGCUAGUCCAGUACAAUGGCAUUCCUACUAAAGUUUGAAUAGCUUUGACCCCAUUGGGCUUCUAUAAUCAAUGAAAAAUUGGCUUUUCAGAAUUCACUAGUAGUCUUUCCUGAUUGUUUAGUCAUUUAGAAUUGGUUAUUUUCCAUAACAUAUGAUCAGGCAGCAUUAUGAUCUGUUUUGUUACUUCUAUUGCUUUUUUAUGGUUCUUUCAACCUUAAUAUUAUAAAUCCAUCUUUGGAGAUUAAGGUGAUCAAGAGUACAUAUUUCAGGAUCCUCUGUUAAAAGAGGCUUAUAGCAGAUUCUUAUGCUAGGUUCCUAAAAUACCAAGUUCUGGAAUAAUUGAGUAAAUUAUGUGCUGAUUAUUGAAAAGUAUAGAAAGAAUUGACAUUAAUUUAUAUAAGUAGUUAAGUAUCAUAUAAAUUAUAAAUAAGUUAUGUCAAAAAAGGAUAAACGCAAGACUAUAAUUAGGCAAAUAAAAUAAGGCUUUAAAAUGAUAGAAAAUUAUUGCACAUUAUAUACCCAUUCUUGAUUUAAGAACAAAUAUAGGAGAAGAUGUAGAUCUGCAAAUAAAAAAUAAUUUAUAGAACUGCUUCCUUAAUAGCAGACAUGUCAAACACAAGGCCCGGGGGCCAGAUGCGGCCCACAAAAUAGUUUCAUGCGGCCCGCGAA
Crotalus tigris (Tiger rattlesnake) is the source of this 5163-nucleotide messenger RNA. Its product is annotated as AF4/FMR2 family member 3-like. The transcript has 18 exons. Lineage: Eukaryota; Metazoa; Chordata; Lepidosauria; Squamata; Viperidae. The record is from RefSeq and is a predicted model, not a curated record. Gene Ontology annotation, cellular component: super elongation complex; nucleus. Bases 32 to 2665 code for a protein of 877 amino acids. Gene Ontology annotation, biological process: regulation of gene expression.